Messenger RNA from Colius striatus (speckled mousebird), 1335 nucleotides. RefSeq names its product mitochondrial ribosomal protein L35 (gene MRPL35). The coding region runs from base 1 to 1185 and encodes 394 amino acids. The transcript has 5 exons. Lineage: Eukaryota; Metazoa; Chordata; Aves; Coliiformes; Coliidae. The record is from RefSeq and is a predicted model, not a curated record. Gene Ontology annotation, cellular component: mitochondrion.
AUGGCCGCGGGCCCGCGCUGCAGCCGAAGGGCAGCGCCGCCGGCCGCCGCCCACGCACACACAGCGCGGCUUCCGCUCCGCCGGGGCGGCGCUGCUCCGGCGCCGAGCGACGGCCCAAUCGCGGGCCAGGGGACACGCCACGGGCCUGCGUCACUUCCUGCCGCCGGCGCCGCGGCCCUGACGCGCGGCGGCUCCGGUGGCGCACGCGCGGGACAGCGCCAGCGUCACCCGCCACACACCGGGAACAGGCGGCCCCGGGGACGGGCUGCUCGGCAGCUGCUCCCGCGCGGCGUGACCUUCCCCGGCCCCCGAGACAUGGCGGCGGCGGCGGCGCGCGGGGCCGUGGCGGCGUCUGUCCGGUUCUCCGCAGGGCUCCUGCGGCGCUGGGCGCCCCGGGCCGGCCGCGGCCCCGGCGCCGGCUCCGCUCUCUCCGGCCGCCCUCUCUCCGGCUGCUCCGCCCGCUGCGUCCGGACGGCGCGGGCACCGGCGGCGGCCCCGCUCUGGACACCGCUCUGGGGGAACCCGCCUGCGGUCACCGGCUCAGUCCUCAGCAGUGUCACACCUCUACUUCCAAGUAUACUCCAGCAGCCAGUGAGGACCCUCACUUACUGCAGCUUACGGAACGGGAAGAGGAAAAGUGUGAAGUCUGUUGUCAAGAGGUUCCUCCGGCUGCACAACGGCCUUUGGGUUAGGAGACAGCAGGAUCUCGACUGGCUUGAGAGUUGGGCAGAGAGGAACCUCCUGAGGUUCAACAAGGACAAGUGCAGAGUCCUGCACCUGGGAAGGAACAACCCCAUGCACCAGGACAGGCUGGGGAUUGACCUGCUGAAGAGCAGCUCUGCAGAGAGAGACCUGGGAGUCCUGAUUUAUAAUAAACUGAACAUGAGCCAGCAACAUGCCCUCGUGGCCAAGAAGGCCAAUGGCAUCCUGGGAUGCAUCAAGAAGAGUGUGGGCAGCAGGUUGAGGGAGGUUCUGCUCCCCCUCUACUCUGCUCUGUCUGGUUACAAGAAGAAACUGUGGAAGAAGUCAGCUGCCCAGAAGAAGCGAUUGAGAGAUCUGAUAUUGUGCACUAGAACCCAGUGUAAACUCCUUGAUAAAAUGACCACUUCCUUCUGGAAAAGAAGGAACUGGUACGUUGAUGAUCCCUACCAGAAGUAUCACGAUCGCACGAAUCUCCGUGUGUAGAAGCGCAGUUUGCAUCUUUCUGGGAAAGAGGUGGUGGUACCUGUGCUGUGGUCUUAAUUUUAGAAGAGAAAGCUGUUCUAAAUAAACAUGUUUCUCAUCUGAUCAGAAUUGUGGGUAUCAAUGCCCAAAAUAAAGGAAUAUUCAGGAUUA